Babesia ovata is the source of this 3144-nucleotide messenger RNA. Its product is annotated as Extracellular matrix-binding ebh, putative. Bases 1 to 3144 code for a protein of 1047 amino acids. The record is from RefSeq and is a predicted model, not a curated record. NCBI's taxonomy places the organism in Eukaryota, Apicomplexa, Aconoidasida, Piroplasmida, Babesiidae. The transcript has a single exon.
AUGGUGUGUUGCGGUGUGACGGGCCAGACUGGUAUGUCCGAGCAGUCCGUCGAGCAGAAUGUCCAAAAGGCCUUGCAGGCUGUCGUGGAGAUGGACGGGGAUCUCAAGAAGGAUUUGAAGAAAGUUAAGGAGGGGAUUAAGAUAGGAAUAGACCAUGUGAUUAAGACGUUGCAAGUUAAUGAGUUGGAUGAGAAAGUGAAGAAUGAUUUGGAGAGUUUAAGGGGAAAGAUUGAGGGGCUUAACAACGGUGAUGAGCUUGCGGACGGUCCGUUGAAAGCUCUUGCAGCGCAGAAGAAAAUCCUGGAUGAAGGUGCUGUAAAGUCUAUUAAGGAUGAGGUAGAGACUAAGCUUGAAAGUAAGUUUAAUCCGCAUAUCCAAGGACCGCUUAGCCAGGCGGUCGGUGCAGUUGACUCGGCGAUUGAGAAGCUUGGCCAACAGUUUAGUUUAAAAGGCGAUCCAAAGAAACUUAAAGGUAUUUUUAAGUAUAUUAAAGAAAGGGUUGGGGAGAUUAAGGGGAAUAAGGGAAGUGGAGAUUGGCAAAAUACAGGUGGCUCAGGCCUGGAUGGGAUUAAGUCCAAGGUGGAAGAUUAUUUCAAUGCGUUCGGCAGGGGGAAAUUUGAAGGGAUAGUGAAGGGAUGGUUAGAUGACAUGGUGGAUCAUAACGGCGUAGUGCAGCGGAUACUUAUGGCGCUUGGGUGGCACAAAAACGAGUUCAAUCUGAAAUCGCAGAAUGUGGACAAAAGCCUCACGUGGAAUAUUAGGGAGACGCUUGGUAAACAAAUUCCGAGUGACGGCGCAUCGUUAAGUGUCACCGCUGACAUUACACAAAAAAUCACGAAAGUCAAAGAGGCCUGUCAAACGUUUGCGGGCGCGCUGGAUAAAGAGCUGAAGAAUCCGGCAAAUGAUAUAGUCGAGCAGGUUAAGGCAGUGAGGGAGCUGAUGAAACGCGGCGGCCAAAACCCCAAAUGCAUCUGCGAGUGCGGUUGUUAUGACUACGGCUACAGCGACAAAAAAGAGGCGUGUGCCAAGAAAGCCGCCGCCGAAUUGAUCCUCUGCGCCCUGUCAUCCGUGGCCCGACAGGUGGGCAACGAACUGAAUUCAGUGUUUCUCAACGACGGAAGUGAAGGAAGCCUCGCAUCCAUCCUGGACAAAAUCACGCCGAUUGCCACUGAUCUCAAUAAUAAGCUUACCCAGGCGACUGAAAAUUCCGACACACAAGGCGUCGCUGCCGCCAUCCCCAAACCGGGCACCGCCCAAGCCGUGGACACUGCGAUCGGCAAUGUGAAGACUUUUGUGACAAGUGAUCUUGAGAGCAAGUUUACUAACCAAGUCAAACAACCACUUGCCGAAGCGGUCUUAAAACUUCCCGGCGCCGUUCAGCAGUUCGACAGUGAAGCUCAAGAGCAGAUCAAGCAAGCGGCCAAGACGGCGAUUGAGAAGGCGGCUGAGGAAAUAAAGCAGGACAACAAAGGUCAAAUAGAAUUCCGUGGAGAUUUCAUGAACACGUUCGACGAGGCCCACAAGAAGAUCCGAGAUGAACUCGACAGAGACCUCAAACAAAAAGUUGAUGAGCACAUUGGGCAGGACGAUCUGACAGGUGGGCAAAGUGGUCAAGGUUUUCAAAAAGUUGAACUUAAUACAGAUCAUUUUGAUAAAUAUAACACACACGUUGAUCAACAAAAGAUUAAAGCGCUUAAUGGCGGUAAAACUCUACAAGGCACUAAAGACGCAAACGAAGGCUCUCUUCCACUGGCGAUCGGUAACAUCAAGACUCAGGGUCUGGAUGCGCUUGAAAAGCAUAUCGGUGAUAAACCCACAGAAAAGAUAGACGAUGAUACCUUCACCGUUCCGUUCGAGACAAUUAAGACACAGCUUGAGGAGAUCAAAACAUUGGUUGAUGGGGAAAGCGAUGAUGACGAUCAAAAAGGCGUCAUGACAUUGUUGAAUAAGCUUAAAAGCGCGCUUGAUUCAGGAAUGCUGGAGAGAGCUGAAAAGGGCCUUGACGCAAUCAAGCAGGCGAUUCACGCUCUGCAACAAGAUCAGUUCACCAAGCAACCCGCUGCAAUCGAGGAAGCCGUCCAAGAAAUUAGGAAGGAGCUUGGAGAGCUUAGACAGAAGUUGAAGAAUAAUAGUAAAGACGAUGUAAUUGAACGGUUGACAGAUUUAAAUACUGCGGGUCUUGGUGAUGGAGAUUGGAAUGGUAAGAAAACUUCCGGUGGUCAAAAUGCCAGUGGCCUUGGGAAAAUCGAGAGUGAGCUUCAAGAGCAGAAUGAUGCUUUAAAGAAGCACAGUGAUGAAAUAGGCAAUGCAGUUGCCGACGUCGCGUCGGAGUUCGGAAUGAUCGGAAUCAAGUUCCAAAAUAUUUUCAGUAGAAAUGAUAUCCUUGACAAGUUGAAGGCUUUGAAAGAUCAAAUUGGUGAAGGAAAAAAAUCUGGGCUUGAGGCAAUUAAAAAUGCAAUUCAACAACUGCAACAAAAUCCGUUUAAAACACAUCCCACUACAAUCGGAGAUGCCAAGCAACAAAUUGUAAAUGAACUCACUACCCUUCAAGGUGUGUUGCAAGGCGCCAAGUACAACGAUGUCAUCAAGACUCUGGAAGAUUUGAAGGGCGAUGGACUAAGUGAUAAGGAGUGGAAUCACGGAGAGAAUAAAAAAGGCCUCGCAAAAAUCACUAGUGAACUUCAGCAUCAACAAAAAAUGUUGAAUGACCAACCCACUGAAAUUCAGACUGGCGUCACCCAAAUCACCGGUGACCUUAACACUCUGAGAGGGACGUUAAAUGAACAUGUCACCGAUAAGCUGCAGAAGCUGAAACAGCAUGGCCUUGAAAAAGGAGAACAACCAUGGAAUGAUAGUGAUUUCAAAACAGGCCUCACUAAAAUCACCUCAGACAUCGAGACCAUAAAAACCAGGGACGUUAAGGACGUGAAGGACAAACUCAAGGAGCUGUGCACGGCGAUAAGGACGGAAGCAAACGAGUUAAUGAGGGACUUAAAGCGUCUGAAAGGUGACGGCCUUGAUGAGUUGAGGAACAUUUACAGUGACCUUUACGAUUUGUACUUUGGCCCGCUGAACAAUGUCAUUCAAUCACUCAAGGCCUUUGAAAAAUACGCUGUAUUGGCCGCUUGCUUGAUCUGCUUCUGA